AUGGAAUUGUCUCACCGAGUAUAUUCUACGAAGUUCGAUGGACCCUCGCAAAAAGACUAUGGGGUUCGGGUCUAUUGGGAUUUGAACAGGGCACGUCUAUUGGACAGAGGACAAGCGAGAACCAUCUUUGACAAAAUCAGUAGUUCUCUCCGUAAGGCAGAUCCUCAGUUUAGGAUCUGCAUGCUAACAAUCUAUGGAGACUUUUCCUUGCAUGGGGGAGAUGCAAGAAAUCUCUUCCGAACGACAGACUUCCCACCUGAGGUCAUCGUGGUCUUUAAGCACCUCCCGGAAAGAGACGCCUUUUGUACGGACGAAGAAGAAAAAGAAUGUUAUAAAGAAAAACCAAAAGUCAAAGACUAUCUUCCCCACCACGUAUUGAAGCAGGACAUCAACAUACACACAUUGGCAAACAAACCACCGUUCAACAUCAUGAUUAUCACAUCUGACCCCGACUUCACACAUCUCAUCAGAAAACUACAUACACAGGGUUAUGUUAUGAUGCUUGCUUGUCACCGUGAUGCAGAGGCUUGUCUUGGAAAAUAUGCUUAUUACAAAUGGGAUUGGGAAUCAAUGAUGGACGGUGGUGAACCACCAGUUCCAGCCGCAACACAUUAUCUCGUCGACACCAAAAAACCGAAGAGAAAAUAA
This is a messenger RNA of Microthlaspi erraticum, 648 nucleotides long. NCBI's taxonomy places the organism in Eukaryota, Viridiplantae, Streptophyta, Magnoliopsida, Brassicales, Brassicaceae. The record is from the annotation of a GenBank genome assembly.